UCGGCUCGGCUCGGCUGCCGCCCCGCUGCCCCGGCGCGGCGCACAUGCCCCGGCCUGGCGGGCGCCAGGUUGUCUUCUGAAUUUUGGGUCUGACGGUACCCUCUUGCUUUCUCAGCAAAUCAUGGACAUCGCUGGCUUUCUGAAGUCUCAAUUCAUUUUCCAUCUUCUGAUCUGCUACAUAUUUAUAGUGUCAGGACUGAUCAUUAACUUCAUUCAACUCUUUACACUUAUACUUUGGCCAAUCAACAAGCAACUAUUCAGGAGGAUCAACUGCAGGCUGGCUUACUGCAUUUCAAGCCAGAUGGUGAUGUUGCUGGAGUGGUGGUCAGGCACGGAUUGCACCCUCUACACUGACCCAGAGAGUUACCACAAGUACGGGAAAGAGAAUGCCAUCGUAAUCCUUAAUCACAACUUUGAAAUCGACUUUCUCUGUGGUUGGAACUUUUGUGAAAGAUUUGGGGUCUUGGGGAGUUCCAAAGUGCUAGCAAAAAAGGAGCUCUCCUACAUGCCUGUCAUUGGCUGGAUGUGGUAUUUCCUGGAGAUAGUCUUUUGCAAGCGUAAAUGGGAGGAAGAUCGGAAAACAGUCAUGCAGAAGUUGCUGAAUCUCCGAGACUACCCCGAAAACUUCUGGUUCCUGAUUCACUGCGAGGGUACAAGGUUCACAGAACAGAAGCACCAGAUUAGCAUGCAGGUGGCUGAAGCCAAAGGCCUGCCCAAGCUCAAGUAUCACCUACUGCCACGAACGAAAGGAUUUGCUGUCACCGUGCAGUGUUUGAGAAAUGUAGUUUCGGCAGUCUAUGAUUCGACACUGAAUUUUAGAAAUAAUGAGAAUCCAACUUUACUAGGAGUUCUAAAUGGAAAGAAGUACCAUGCAGAUUUAUAUGUAAGGCGGAUUCCGUUAGAGGAAGUCCCACAAGAUGAGCAGGAAUGUUCUAACUGGCUCCACAAACUGUAUCAAGAAAAGGACGCAUUCCAGGAAGAGUACUACAGGACAGGAACCUACCCUGCAGUCCCUAUAGUACCUCCUCGACGACCAUGGACGCUUUUGAACUGGCUUUUCUGGGCCUUAUUGCUGCUAUACCCUUUAUUCAAGCUGCUCAUCAACAUGGUCAGCAGUGGGUCAUCACUGACGCUGGCUAGUUUUGUAUUUGUCAUCGUAAUGGCUUCUGUUGGCGUCAGAGGGAUGAUAGGUGUUACGGAAAUCAACAAGGGCUCCACCUAUGGCAACAAUGACAGCAAACAGAAACAAAAGUAGUGUCUGCAGGGACUGCUUCAAUCCAAAGGGAACAAAUGCAACUUCUGGAAACUCCUAAGUGCAUAUCACGGUCCUUCAAGUGAGAUCAGAGGAAGGGUAGGAUGAGCAAGUGCCAUGCAUAUCUGAAUUUGUGCUCUUGUUGUUUUUCUCUUGGGGUUUGGGGCUGGAUUGAAAGAUGCACUCCUUCGUAUACUCUUCACAGCAGGUUUGCAUUUGUUUGGUUUGUUUUCAUAUAAAGUGUCUUACGUUUUGAAGAAAAAAAAUCCAGUGUGCUUGUAUGAUGAGACACCCCACCUGGAAACUAACCAGUGGUUGCUGAGGUGCAGGCUUUAUCUUAAUGUGUUCUAAGGAAUGGAUAAAUCUCAGAAGAAUAUUACAAGAAAGAAGAUUAAAAUCGGUAUUUGUCUAGAUCAUGCAUUAACAGUUUAACAACCAUAAUCUGUCAAUGUUUAAAUACAGUAAAAUGCUCUGCUUCCUUAGACCAGUAUUGGAGUGAAGCAAUUCUACUGAAGUAGCAGGAUUACAGUGGAGCUUUUCUACACAUGGAAUUUAUUCCCACAGUAUGCAUCACAUUGGCCCUUCAGACGUCAGUCAGACUCUGGGUAAGGGCCUGUUUUGUUAGAUCAGAGACUUGUAGUGGCAAAGCCUGGACUGUAACUUGGCUUCAAGGCCUGAACAGAGGUCAGGUUAGCCACUGCUAUGCCUUUCCCCAGGCAUUUCACCAGUACAAUACCUGAAACCUGUAAUUCUUCUAAGAAUAAACUGUUCAGAGUUUGGAAAAACUGAGGUAAUAAAUCACUUUCAGCUUCAGACACUAGGCCUUUCUAACAAUGGUGGAAACAAAAAACAACUGGGUACGCUGUAACAAAGUAAAUGGGAAGUGUGCAUUAAAAUUUAUUUCCCCACACCUAUACUGUUGUGAUCCCAAUUAAUCUGCUUUUCUACCUUUUCUCAUAAAUUGGUUUAUAGGGAGCCUCAUAACAUCUGAUUUGAGAUAAUGCUUAACCAACCUCCGGCUUUUGUUUUGGGGAAAAGAGGGCAAUUGGGAGAGAACCUAGGGUAGUGGUAUGGCUUUUUUUUUUUUUUAAAAAAAAAGGCUCUCUGCAUUUGGCACUCUUCUGUAUUAAGUAAAAAUAGUUAUCAUCAGCUCCCUUGAGACAAGUUACUUUGCUCUCACAUUCCUAGUACUGAUUCCUGGGCAUUCUCCUAUGUUUUUAAACUGCUAAUGAAAAGGAUAUAUAAGGAAGCUAGUACAAAGAGCUUGUUUAAACGAAAAAGUGGAAAAUGCUGGACUCCAGUCUCCCAUUCAUUGACAGUAAUGAAAAAUCUAACCUUCUUUUAUCUAAAGAUACUGAGCAGUGAGUGGGCAUUUUUCUUGACACUUCCAUUGGCAUCACAUUUUCAUUGCAUAUAGGUCUACACCAUCAUAGUCUAGGAAUGCACAGCCUAUGUUUCUUUAGAAAAGAAAGGAAGCAGUUUUAGCAGCUGCUGUAAAGAUCACUUAUCUUUUGCUGUACUAAAACUAAAGCUUGAAGAAACAGGGCUCAUACAAUAGAAAAUAAAUCGUAACUUGAACUGUGCAUUUGCUGUUCAGUAUGUCAGAUCAUUUAGAACAUUUUAAACAUCGUUUUAAUUGACAGCAUCUAAAAAGCAGGUAAAGUAAUGCUUUGAGUAAAGUAAAGGCCUUUUGACAGUGGAAGCAGCUAGUAAAAUGUGCAGUAUGAAGGAAGGAAUAGGCCUUGGGGAUUUCAAGGGACUAGGUUUUUGUUUUAGUUUUAUAUACACAUGCAUUCUCUAUGCUCUGAAACUUUCUGGAAGAGACUGUUCAAUGUCAUGAACAGAAAUGGGGCUUUAGUCUACAUUUCAUAUGUUGGAAAACUCAACUGAGUUGAAGGAUACUGUCAUGCUUAUAAAGCUACUCUGUUAAAGUGCACACCCUUCUGUGCUGAAGGGUGCACCUGUAGAGGCUAAAACAGUCUAACUGGGGAAAACAGCAUGCAAACAUGUAGUAGCACCUGAAGGUCCAGCUAUCCUGUAGUAAUGCAUCAAGUGUGUUAACAAGCCAGAUCUGGUAACAGUGAAAACGGGCACAGGAGGGAAAGGUCUCUUCAAGCCAGCAUUUUACUCAGCAGCUUUUGUCAUGGUGGUAGAAGGAACCCUGUGUGCAGGUGGGAAUAGUUCUGAACAGCAAAUACAUAUUCACGUAGUGACAAAGUUCUCAGCUUAUUGCCCUUCUAUAAAGCCACUGAUUUAACAUGCUGCUAGGAAGACAUUUAACAUUCCCUGUGAAUCUUGGUCAUAUCCCUCUCUAGCUGCCUGCAGCACCACCUCUCCAAGACAAGAAUACCAAACGUAAAUACUUUUUUGAAUAAGCAUUUAGAGUAUUUUGUACUUGUUUCCCUGGGACCAACCAUUAGAACGGGCAUAAGGCUAGACAUGCCAAGCGUGGAUCCUUUCUCCUAGGCACUUCCAGAAGUCCCAGUGCACAAGUACUGGACCACUGGGCCCUUCUAGCAAUCACUGGAAAACACAAAGCUUAACUGUACUUGCCAAAGUUAAAUUAGUCCAGUUCAUUGUAUUAAAAGAAUGAUUUACUAUGUCAUUAGAAAUCAGUGUUUGCCCCUUUCCACCACAAGCAACUGUAUGUUCUACAACUGCCUUAA
Rhea pennata is the source of this 3918-nucleotide messenger RNA. It is a transcript of the gene AGPAT4, whose product is annotated as 1-acylglycerol-3-phosphate O-acyltransferase 4. NCBI's taxonomy places the organism in Eukaryota, Metazoa, Chordata, Aves, Rheiformes, Rheidae. The record is from RefSeq and is a predicted model, not a curated record. Gene Ontology annotation, molecular function: 1-acylglycerol-3-phosphate O-acyltransferase activity. Bases 122 to 1255 code for a protein of 377 amino acids. Gene Ontology annotation, cellular component: mitochondrial outer membrane; endomembrane system. The transcript is spliced from 9 exons.